AAUGUCGACCCAGAGUUACAUCGUCGUAUUCAAGGAUGGCGUCACCUCCGACCAGAUUUCUGAAUACGUGAAGAACCUUGGCGAGAACGGAGGCACGGUGAAGAUUCGCUAUGAUCAGGACGGAGGCAUCCUCAAGGGUUUUGCUGGAAGCAUUCCUGAUUCGUAUUUCUCGAACUUCCAAAGCUUGACUGGGGACGUCAUCGCAUACAUCGAACCCGAUGGUGUCGUUACCACCCAGUG
Molecule: messenger RNA, 240 nt
Organism: Cyclocybe aegerita
Lineage: Eukaryota; Fungi; Basidiomycota; Agaricomycetes; Agaricales; Hemipholiotaceae
Source: the annotation of a GenBank genome assembly